GCAGUGUCUCGAUACGUUCAUGGUCGCGGUUGUACUCGGUGCGUUGCCGGAUUUUUAAUAGCGAAAAGAUCUGUUUGUUCUUGAUGUAAUUGUGACACGCUCGAGUCAGAAGAUUUUCGAGCCAUGGCCGAAUAUCUGGCGUCCAUUUUCGGGACUGAGAAGGACAAAGUCAAUUGCUCCUUUUAUUUCAAGAUAGGCGCCUGUCGACAUGGAGAUCGAUGCUCGCGAAUUCACAACAAGCCAACCUUCAGUCAGACGUGUCUACUGCAGAAUCUUUAUGUAAACCCUCAGAAUUCUGCAAAAAGUGCAGACGGAUCGCACUUGGUUGCAAACGUAUCUGACGAAGAGAUGCAAGAGCAUUAUGACAAUUUUUUCGAGGACGUUUUCAUCGAGUGUGAGGACAAGUACGGCGAGAUUGAAGAGAUGAACGUGUGCGACAAUCUAGGCGAUCACUUGGUCGGAAACGUUUACAUUAAAUUCCGCAGGGAGGAAGACGCUGAGAAGGCGGUCAACGAUUUGAACAACCGUUGGUUCGGCGGGCGACCGGUUUACGCCGAGCUCUCGCCCGUCACCGAUUUCCGUGAGGCCUGCUGUCGCCAAUAUGAAAUGGGCGAGUGCACGCGCUCCGGAUUUUGUAACUUCAUGCACUUGAAGCCCAUCUCCCGGGAGCUCCGCCGAUACUUGUACAGCCGGAAGAAGGGCAAGGGCCGAUCGAGAUCGCGAUCGAGAUCGCGAGGUCGCGACCGCAGGAAGAGAUCCCGAUCACGCGAUAGAAGAUCCCGAUCGAAAGAGCGACGUAAGGGAAGAGACGAAAAGGGCAGAGAUGGCCGAUCCGGUCGUUAUUAAUAAAAUUUUACUCAUUUAAGAUUUAGUUUCUUAAUAUAUAUCCUAGUUCUAUUUAGUUUGUGAUAUUUGAUGAAUUAUACAAAAUUAUUUCUUUAAUAUUGAACAGAUUGAAAGUUUAUAUUAAAAAGACUUUCUGUCUAAGUAUCAAUUUUUUAUUUGCUGUUUUAUUCUUACCGUUCAAUAUCGAAUUGCCUGUAGUAUUGUGAUUCAAGUUCUGUAAUAACGGUACAGGGGGCAGCACCGAUUCACAUACACUUAAGUUAAAAAAUAUUGCAAUAUUGUCUUUUUACAAGAUGUAUUUUUUUGUGUAUGUAUAUUCUUUAAAAUAGAUAAUGUAUACUCUCAAAUAUUUAGUAAUGUAUAUUCUCAAGUUUUUAGUUUUUGCAUUAAAAUAUUGGGCAAAAUA
This is a messenger RNA of Wasmannia auropunctata (little fire ant), 1252 nucleotides long. RefSeq names its product splicing factor U2af 38 kDa subunit (gene U2af38). Gene Ontology annotation, biological process: mRNA splicing, via spliceosome. Gene Ontology annotation, cellular component: U2AF complex; spliceosomal complex. The record is from RefSeq and is a predicted model, not a curated record. Bases 124 to 846 code for a protein of 240 amino acids. The transcript is spliced from 5 exons. Gene Ontology annotation, molecular function: metal ion binding; pre-mRNA 3'-splice site binding. NCBI's taxonomy places the organism in Eukaryota, Metazoa, Arthropoda, Insecta, Hymenoptera, Formicidae.